Xyrauchen texanus (razorback sucker) is the source of this 5409-nucleotide messenger RNA. RefSeq names its product FHF complex subunit HOOK interacting protein 1B (gene fhip1b). Gene Ontology annotation, cellular component: FHF complex. The transcript is spliced from 13 exons. NCBI's taxonomy places the organism in Eukaryota, Metazoa, Chordata, Actinopteri, Cypriniformes, Catostomidae. The coding region runs from base 444 to 3836 and encodes 1130 amino acids. Gene Ontology annotation, biological process: endosome to lysosome transport; early endosome to late endosome transport; lysosome organization. The record is from RefSeq and is a predicted model, not a curated record.
CGUGGGUGUGUCCCUUAAAUCAGGAAAGAUGGCUGCGGGACGAAAUUAGAGGUUGAGAAAUCUCAGAUUCGCGUUUCGAGGAUAGACAGGUUACGGCGGUGGACGAAGCGGAAAACUACACUCGCCUGUGUGUGUGUGUGGAGGAGUCAAUGCCUCGGUAUGGAGUAUAGUACCUAUUGCAGACUGGAUGACUGGGAGUGCCAACAAGCCUCACAUGCUCACACAUUGAUCACUGGCGUACAGUGACUGUUGCUGGAUUCCCUCCUUUCUAUGUUCUUCCCUUAUUAAAUUAUUUUGUCAGGACUCUUCAUCUCUUGUUAUUGGGUGUUUUUUGUGACUACCCCCACCCCCUUUUCCCUCUUUUCUCCUCCCUCUCUUCCCCCUUUAUUCUUUCCCUCGUUCCUGUUGACCUCUUGAUUGAACUGAUCUGCCUGUGAGCUAAGAUGAGUUGGCUUAGUCGUUUAAAUCCAAGGGGUCAGGGCACUCGGACCAGUAGGCAUGCAGCCCCGUCCAGCCCAUGCACUGCCGACCCUGAGACUUGUCUUAUGGUGUUUGAGAACCACUGGAGACAGGUGUCAGGGGUGUUGAAACAGAGGGAGACUUCAGUGGGUGGAAGUGCUGAUGAUCUCACAGCAGUUCGCAAUCACACGGAUCAAAUGCUGUGCCUGCUAGCUGAAGAGAGAUCUGCUGGGGGAGACUGUGAAUCACCAGCAAUAGGUCCCAUUCUGGAGAUGGUGGUGGCAGAAAACAUAUUGGAAGCUCUGGUGCAGUGGCAUGUGUGCCGUGGCCUGGAUCCAGACAGCCAGCUGGAGCUGUUGAAGCUGUUUGAGAUGCUGAUUGGACAGUCCCAUCAGCCUCUGCUUCUGCACAGUGCAGUGUUACAACCACUGCUAAGCCUACUGGGAGCUUGUGUGGACCCCCAGCUGGGCUGCCCUCCUGCCCUGGAGUCCAGCCUCGUAUUGCUGCUAAAUCAGGUUUGUGUGUCCAUGGCAAAGCAGACUGCAGUUUUGGAGUCGUUAUUUAGGUGUGGGUCAGUACAGCAGGGUCCCACUAACCUACUGAUCUUCUCCCUGUUGGUACCAUUUAUUCAUCGAGAUGGAGCUCUGGGGCAGCAGGCCCGUGACGCACUUCUCCUCGUCAUGGCAACAUCUGCCAACAACCACGCUGUCGCACGCCACAUUGCAGAGAACUCCUACUUCUGCCCAGUGUUGGCGACAGGGCUGAGUGGGCUGUAUUCAUCCCUGCCAAGGAAGAUUGAGGUACGGGGCGACGACUGGCAUGCUCUGCGUAGGGAGGACUGGAUUGGUGUGUUUUCACUAGUGGUGUUCAUGAACAGUCUUGAAUUUUGCAAUGCUGUAGUACAGGUAGCACACCCUCUUGUGCGCUGCCAACUCCUUGACUACCUCCACAACGGCUUCCUGGUGCCAGUCAUGGGCCCUGCUCUGCACAAGUCGUCGGUGGAUGAGAUGAUAGCAAGCACAGCAUAUCUGGACUUGUUUCUACGCUGUAUCACAGAAACUUCCCUUCUGAAGACCUUCUUGCGCUUCAUUCUGUUGCAUCGCUAUGACAACGACACAAUCCUUGACACACUACUCACGCGCAUCAGCAGCAAUUCACGGCUAUGCAUGGUCUCACUCAGUCUGUUCAAAACAUUGCUCAGCCUCAACUGUGAAGACCUCAUGCUCCAGCUUGUACUCAGGUAUCUGUUGCCAUGUACACAUGUAAUGCUGAGUCAGCGGAGAGCAGUUAGAGAAACGGACCUCUAUGGCAAAUCAGCUGACAAGUUCCUUUCCCUCAUACCAGAAUGCUGCCGAAUCACUACAACGCCCUCUAGUGAGCGGGAUGAUGAAUCUGCCUUUUGGGGCAAGGUGUUGGGUAGUCCCACUACAGAGUCACCAGUUCACUCCAGACCCAGCACUCCAUCCCGCUUAGCUCUCUUUAUUCGACAGCAAAGCUCAGGAGGCCCAGCCAACACCACCUCAUCUUGCUCAGAUAACACCCCAUCUUCUCCACGCAGUAGUAUUUCUUCCCCUAUGUCUCCUGACAGUCCCAUGCACCAAUUUCCAGACAUUUCAGAAGGGGAGACUGGCUACUUAGGAUAUCUGCAUGAUGCUCGGAGAGGCAUUGAGCUCUGCUCCUGGGCCUGUCGAGACUGGUCAGCUCCUUAUGAUGGAGAAAAUCCCUCGCCGAACUCUGCUCUGCCACCACCUCCCCCUCCUACAUCCAACCCCACCCUCAAUAUGAUACAAGAGCAUUUUUCCCUAACAGAUGCCACCCAGAAGAGGACAGCAGUGGUGGCUGCAGCACGUGCUGAAUGGAGUAGCUCAGAACGAGAUAGUGGCGAGUGGGAUGUUACCAUCAGUAAAAACUGCAUCAGCCUCACACCUCGCAGCAAGAAACGCAGCCUUCUCCCCAGCACUAUACCCCUACAGUCUUCAGCUUCUUUAUCAGCCUCUACAGAGAAAACUGUGGAAACUGGAUCCCAGCACUUUCUUUCUGCACCUCAUCCAGCACUCUAUAAUGGGACAGGGCGGGUUGAGUUUGCUGACACUUUGGAUGAGAGAAUGGAGGUUAAGAAGGUGAAGAGAGACUCUGAUGUAAAUAGUGGAGUGGUAGAAUCAGGGUUGAAUAGAUCGGUGGUUAUGGGCCUGAUUGACCCCAGUCUUCCAUACAGUAAUUUCCAUGUAGGAUCGGCACUGAAAUCCUCUCAGGUGCAAUUGAACCCAGACUUGCAAUCGCAAAAAAACCUGCCUUUUUCUUCUCAAGAGUGUUUACAAAUUGAUGGCCAGAGAUCAUCUCCUGUUCCUGGCUUGACAGAGACCUCCUCAGUGGCCAGUGACAGCAGGGGCCAGGAGUCUGUUGAGAGUCUAAUUGAGGAGUUGCUGGAGCGGGCACCUUCAGAGCCAUUGUCUGGUGAUUCAAAAUGUCAGGGCAUCAGCAUUGAGGCUUUCCAUCAGGAGCUGAGGGAGCUAGAGGAACACGUUAGAGAGAGAAGGGUUCUUUCACACAGCUCGGAAGAGUCCAGUCGGGACUUCCGCACUGCUGCUCCCAGCCUGACAGAUGACAACUGUCUUCCAGUGGAGAUCGAGCAGCAGUCCAGUGAGCCCAAGCCUGACAGAUUUACCACUGGUGUAUUUAGCCCCUGUCGACCACUUGGACAACCCCUUGCUCAACCGUACACAGGUCCAUUUAUAACUGUCCUGUUCAAUAAACUGGAGAAUAUGAUGCAGAACUCCCUGUAUGUGAACAUUUUACUGACGGGCGUUGUGUUCCAGCUGGCCUGUUACCCUCAGCCUCUCCUGCGGUCUUUCCUCCUAAACACCAACAUGGUUUUUCAGCCCAGCAUUAAGUCACUUAUACAGGUGCUGGGAUCAGUAAAAAAUCGCAUUGAGGUGUUUGCAGCAUCACAUGAGGAUUUCCCUUCCAUGUUGAGAAAAGCUCGCCGCUUUCUGGUUGCAAGAGGAAAGAUAGACUGGACAGACUCACCCAUGGGAGUGCCCAACCUCCGUCGAUCAGACUCAUUAAUUAAAAGCCGUAAGACAUCUCUGGGUGAUCUUAUCCUGAGGCACACCAACAGUCCUACAAGAGCUCGCCAUGCAGCUCAGUUGGCCCUGGCCCAUGUGAGGGAUGGAGGGCAAUCUCUGCACAGUGCUUUGUUCCGGGGUGGCGCGAGUGGUGGCACCUCUGGCCUAGAGAAGCAGGCAGAAGCACUAAGGGUGAAAAAUGCAGUCUACUGUGCUGUCAUUUUCUCUGAAUUUCUCAAAGAGCUGGCAGCUCUUGCACAGGAGCAUGCAGUAGCCCUGCCUUUCCCACCUAGUCAAGGCACUGAGGAAUAACAAAUACAAGACCAGAUGUUUCCUCUAUACCUGCCUUAUCCACUGUUCCAGGCACUGAGCAGUAGACUAAAUAACUGAUCUUUAAAUCAUCUUUUUUUAUUUUGUUUUUACUUCAAAGACAUGUAGGCUUACAAGGGACAUUCGUGCACUCAAAAGGGGAGAGAAGUCAUCACUUGUUAUUCUCAUGUUCAUAAUGUAAUUUUUUUUAUUGUACAGGACCAUUUAUCCAUUAACUUUAAGGAAAUUGUGCAUACAAAUAUUGUAUAUAUUCUAUAUAAAAUAUCAGUGUAUAAUAAUUUUGUACUCUCAGAGAGACUUGCAUCGUUUAAGCUGGAGGAAUGUGGCAGUUAGUUUGCACUCCCUACAUUUCUAUGUCAUUUCAGAGACUAGCUUAAGUAGACUCACUACACAACAGUUCUUUUACAUUUUAUGGGUGGGGAAGUGCCAUUUACCUUUUUAGCAAUGUUUGAAAGUUAUUUUGUCUUUUAUAGAAAAAUUGGUCUAUUAGAUCACAACAUAAUAGUUGGCAAAUUGUCAUUGUCAGACACCUACUGCUUUUAGUUUACUAAUCACAUGCAGGGCAACAAGUGAUCAGCAGAAUUUGCACCUUUAUUGAAAAAUCUAUGAAGAUCCAACAAGUGUACAGGUGAAAAACUGCAGAUUUUACAAUCUCUAGCACACAUCCUUUUCUCCAGCUAGAGUAGUUGGUGUCAUUAAAGGGGAGAAUGUUCAAAAGGAUUUCCCUUGCCUCCUCCCUAAGAAAAGCCAAAAACAUUACCAUUGAUGGACAGUUUAUGUUUAGUUGAAUUUAUUUGUUCUAGCUCAUUACAUAUCAUGUAAGUGUAUUGUCCAUGUUAGGACAAAUUAUAAUAAUGGUACGUUCAACCAGCAUGGCAUUAGAGAUCCUCUUCAGUUUCAGGAAAGAGUUUUAUUAGCCUGCCAACAAAGAUCUCCUCCAAUAUUUGAUGUUAGGGUUAUAAUCUGUUCACUCUUGGCUUCUGACUGGGUGCUAACAUUUUAAAUUUGUGACUGGUCUGCGUAAAGAAAAGUUCGGAUAAUAAUUACCUGUCCCUUAAAGGAGUAAGCAAAGUUGUGUGAAGCCAUUAUAUAAGCCAUCUUAGUAUUAGAACAUAGUGGGUUUUUUUUUUUUUUUUUUUUUUUUUUUAAUUUGCUUGUGGUAUUGAGUGAGUGGGAUUGGCCAUUAUUUGUGCAUCGUGAACAACAGCCACAGUUUCACUUUUAUGUUGAUUUUAAGUUGUGUAUUGCCAUAAAACUCAACACUACGUUCAGAAUGGAAGGACAUGUUUUUUUGUUUUGUUUUUUUUGCUUUCAUAUUACAGAAUUGUUUUCCCUGAUUUUUGAAAGUGGAAACGUAAGAAAUAUUUGAAGAAUAUUGAUUGGAAUGCUAUUGUGAAAUCAUCCAUCCAGGAUCUCUUAUUACAUGCAAGUCAAAUGCUUAUUACUUCACUAAAUUUUUGUUAGUUUCAAGCAGUGUUUUUUGCUGCUUCAGUUGUUUUAAGUUCAAUGAUUCUGUUGAAUUAAAUAUUUCAAUGGGCAAAAAAAAAAAAAAAAA